This is a messenger RNA of Prorocentrum cordatum, 243 nucleotides long. Lineage: Eukaryota; Dinophyceae; Prorocentrales; Prorocentraceae. The record is from the annotation of a GenBank genome assembly.
AUGCCGGUCCUGUCGCGAGGCUGGGCCACGGUGGACGCCACGGCGGUCGGCGGGCCGAGGUACCUGCGGCCGGUGCGCGCGGCCACGUGGCAGGUGGUGUUCACCAGCGGCGACCCGCGGGGCGACAUCGUCGUGCGGGAGAGCCUCUCGCUGGAGAGCCCGGAGGUGGCGAUGCUCUUCUGCGGCGCCGUGGUCGAGCAGAGCGGGCCGCAGGAGGUCGAGGAAUGCCUCUUGCUCGCCUGA